Molecule: messenger RNA, 2583 nt
Organism: Chlorella variabilis
Lineage: Eukaryota; Viridiplantae; Chlorophyta; Trebouxiophyceae; Chlorellales; Chlorellaceae
Exons: 20
Coding region: 54-2465 (803 amino acids)
Biological process (GO): proteolysis
Cellular component (GO): cytosol
Molecular function (GO): oligopeptidase activity; serine-type endopeptidase activity
Source: RefSeq, a predicted model, not a curated record
GAGAGCUCACAGCCCACGCUAUAUCGGUGGAUUGGUCGCAGUCGCUCGACAACAUGGCAGGAAGCCGGGCAAGCCCGAUCCUUGCCGUGAUCGGAGGGGCCGCCUUGGCCGGCUAUGCCGCCUACCGAGCAUUGUCUACAGAGAGAGGCGCAAUCGUGGUGCCGCUGCAGCGAAUUGGCCGCCGCUGCCGCUCCACCAGAACCGUCACCGGCGCCGCGCAAGGCGCGCCACAGAGCUGUGUCACCGUGCCCCCGGGCGCCUACCCGGCUGUGCGGCGGGACGAGAGCGUGGUGGAGGACUUGCACGGCCAGCUUAUCGCAGACCCAUACCGCUGGCUGGAGGACCCAGACUCGCCUGAGACGCAGGCAUUCGUCGAGGCGCAGAACAAGCUCACCGCAGGCGUGCUGGAGCAGUGCGAGGCGCGUGGCGCCUUCAAGGACCUGUUCACCGACCUGUUCAACUACGAGAAGUACGGGACGCCCUACAGGAGAGGGGAGCGCUACUACUACUCCCACAACUCGGGCCUGCAGAACCAGUAUGUGAUCUACACACAGUCCAGCGUGGAUGGCGAGCCACGCGUGCUUCUGGACCCCAACACGCUCUCGGAUGACGGCACCGUGGCGCUUGGCGGCCAGGCAUUCAGUGAGGAUGGCUCGCUCUACGCGUACAUGCUCAGCUCCGGCGGCAGCGACUGGAAGACCAUCCAUGUAAAGCGUGUUGACCAGGAGACGGGCGAGUCGCAAGACCUGGAGAAUGAGAAGCUGGACCACGUCAAGUUCUCAGGCAUCACCUGGACGCACGAUCACAAGGGCUUCUUUUAUGCGCGGUUUGAGGAGCCCAAGACCGCCAACAAGGGCACAGAGACUGACAUCAACCUGGGCCAGCAGCUCAUGUACCACGUGUUGGGGACGCCCCAGUCUGAGGAUGUGACCAUUCUGGCCGACCCGGAGCACCCAACCUGGAUGUUCGGCACUGAGAUCACGCACGAUGGCAGGUACCUGCUGCUCACGGUCAGCAACGGCUGCGAGCCCGUCAACAAGCUUUGGUAUGUGGAUCUGGAGUCGAUGCCGCGGUCGGCGAGCGGGGCCCUGGACUUCCGCCCCCACGACUUCCAUGCCGGCAAGGAGCCGCUGCCUGUGGUGAAGCUCAUCGACGACUUCAAGGCGCAGUGGGACUAUCUAGGGAGCGACGGCACCUCCAUCACGCUGCACACCAACUUCGAUGCGCCUCGGUAUCGGGUGGUGCGCGGCGACAUGGCGGCUGCCGGCAGCUUUGCGGCCUCCUGCUCCGACCUGCUGCCGCAGCACGACAAGGACCUGCUGCAGUGGUGUAGCCUGGUCAAGGGUGGCACGCUGGUGGCCUGCUUCCUGCGGGAUGUGGUGUCGGUGCUGCAGCUGCACCGCUGGGCCAGCGGCGCGCUGAUCAAGCCCCUGGCCAUGCCCGGCAUUGGCAGCGUGUCCGGCUUCAGCGGCAACCACAAGCACACGGAGUGCUUCUUCUCCUUCACAUCGUUCACCGAGCCGGGUGCCAUCUAUCGCGUGGACCUGGCGGAUGGGGCAGAGGCGGCAGAGGCCUCGCUGUUCCGCCGCAUCGCAACCAAGGGCUUCUCUCCCGACCAAUUUGAAACCAAGCAGGUGUUCGUGACCAGCAAGGACGGCACGCAGGUGCCCAUGUUUGUGGUGCACAAGAAGGGGAUCGAGCUGGACGGCACCAACCCCACCCUGCUAUAUGGUUACGGAGGCUUCAACAUCAGUCUGGAGCCCGGCUUCUCCGUCUCCCGCCUGUGCUGGAUGCUGGCCUUCAACGGCGUGUAUGCAGUGGCCAAUCUGCGGGGCGGCGGAGAGUACGGGAUCGAGUGGAGGGCGGCAGGCUCCUGCAGGAACAAGCAGAAUGUGUUUGACGACUUCCAAGCCUGCGCCGAGUACCUGCACACUUCGGGCUACUCCACGCCGCACACCCUGGCCAUCCAGGGCGGCAGCAAUGGCGGCCUGCUUGUGGCGGCGUGCGCCAACCAGCGCCCAGACCUGUUCCAGGUCGUGUUGGCACAAGUGGGCGUGAUGGAUAUGCUUCGCUUCCACAAGUUCACUAUCGGCCAUGCUUGGGUCACGGACUACGGGUCACCCGACAACAAGGAUGACUUCAGCUACAUGCUGCAGUAUUCGCCGCUGCACAACGUGGCGCCCCCUCUUGGCGGUACCAGGCAGUACCCAGCCUUCAUGAUCACGACUGGCGAUCACGACGAUAGAGUAGUGCCGCUUCAUAGCCAUAAGCUGACUGCGACUCUGCAGCACGUUCUGGCAGGAUCCCCCGACUCGCCGCAGCGCAACCCACUGCUGACCCGCAUUGAGGUCAAGGCGGGCCACGGUGCUGGCAAGCCGACAAGCAAGAUCAUCGAGGAGACGUCAGACAUGAUGGCAUUCGCCGCCGCCGCCAUGGGAGCACGUCUAGUGAAACAAAAACCCUGAGCCCCAGGCAUGGUAGACAGGGCUAGCGCGUAUUCACACCAGGAGCUUGCAAACUCAUGCUUGCGCCGUGCUACACGAUCUACAUGGCAUACGCUAGUGUUAGAAUUGAUUCUCACGC